This is a messenger RNA of Pelagomonas calceolata, 2400 nucleotides long. NCBI's taxonomy places the organism in Eukaryota, Pelagophyceae, Pelagomonadales, Pelagomonadaceae. The record is from the annotation of a GenBank genome assembly.
AUGGCCGACACGGUACUCGAAGGCACCGCCCGCAAGCGCGGCCAGUACCGCGGCGCCUGGCGCGCGCGCUAUUUUGUGUUGAAUGCGGCCCAGUCGCGCUUAGAUUAUUGGGAGAGCCGCGAGGACAAGGAGGCCAAUCAAAAACCGAGGGGCGCCAUCAGAGUACGCGGCGCAUCACCUCUAGAUGACAAGGACGAGCCUUUUGGAUUAGUAGUGAGAGCCGCGAACGCCUACGACGAGUGGUUAGCGUUAGAUUCGCUCCAUGAACGCGAUAGGUGGGUCACAGCCCUCCAAAAGGCAUCACUCCCAUCGGAAAGCUUCGAGCCGGACGACGACGUUUGGGAGGACGCGACUCACAAUACGGAUGCGGGUGAUAUCCGGAACGCUACGGUGUAUGACUGUUCCGUGUCGAGACACCAUCUGCAGCUGGAGUUCGCCUACCACAUCCUCGUCCAAGGUGAACGGGGCGAGCCGUGGUCCGUCCGACGUAGUCACAAUGCAUUACGAAGUCUGCUGCGUACGCAGUGCGAUCUCUCGCAGUUAGAUGAGGAGUGCGCCAAGGACCGCGCGCUAGAUCCGCGGCGGUUCCUGGCCUCUCGGUUGCGUAGGCGCGUUGCCCUCGUCAAUUCAUUACUCUCGCGAGUUAUGACAUCGCCCGACUUUCGCGCCUUCGUGACCGAGGACGACGAGGACGUUCCUCCGGAGGAACCGCCUCCACCACAACAGCGCGACGUCGCCUGGCUCGUGCCGCUGCUGCCGGACCCUAGAAUCGCAGCUUUAUGUGGCGCCGUGCUGUGCGGCGUCGUCAGCCGCGCGUACGGCGUCCCGAAUGGGUUGGUCGUGGCCAUCUUCGCGGCGGGCGCGGCGACGGGCUUGGCCUGUGCUGGUGUUGUACCAGUACAACGCGUGGAGAAGGCUACUGAAGACGGCGGCACGUGCACGCUACCUAGAUGGCCUAGGGUGGGCGGGCACUGCUGGUCCGAGCCCCGAGCCGCUCUGUUUAGGGUGCGCGGGCCGACCUACUUGACGGAUCGGAUCAAGGAGCCGUCGGACAGCGCCUUGUGUCGGUUGAUCGGCGUUGACCUCUUCAGUACGGACACGCCGGAGUCAAAUUUGUGUCGGCGGAAGGAGUCCUUCGCGCAGCGCGUGGGGAGCGACGCGCCUCCACUCAUCAUCGCCCUGAACUUUUGUUUGCCGUGGGGCAACUUCGCGCUGUACUGGGCGGCGCCGGAGGAAGAGCAUGACGUCUUACAACAGUUUCUUGAUUCAGAUGAUGACGCGUAUCGGGACGCGCGGCUCAAGCUCAUCCCGCGCGUCGUCGAGGGCAACUGGUUGGUAAGACGCGCCGUCGGGCCGGGCUCCAAAGCCGCGAAACUGGCGGAGACCAUCGAACUCAAGUACUCCAAAGGCAAUGGAUAUGUCGAGGUCUCGGCCGAUUUGUGCGGCUCGGCGACGGCGCGGCGCAUCCUGUCGGUGGUGCGGUCGGGAACGUCGGGGCUCGUGCUCGAUCUAGCGCUCGUCGUCGAGGGCACGACGGAGGCGGAGCUGCCGGAGCGCGUGCUCGGGGCGGCGCGGCUGCACCGCGUGGACCCGGACUUGGCGGAGCCGUUGCCUGUGUGUUAAGUAUGCAAUUUUACUCACUAGUAGUCGCCCGUGUGGAAGCAGAAACGCACGACGUGCGACGCGAUUUCGUGCGGGAGGCGCGGCCGCGGGAAUAUUUUCUCGAACACGGGCACGAGAUCCCUGGUGUGCGCCUUUUCAUACGCAGCCCAGGAGCCGGCCGCCGCGAUUUUUGCGACGUAUCGGCGCGCCGCUUGCGCUUGCGGGUAAAUAGAAUUCAUCCAGGCAGAAUGUGAAGCCCGCGGGACCGCUUAUAAUCUUAUGACUUCACUCCGCAAGUUAGGGCGUUAUGCCGAGAUAAUCCGUAUCUUGCGUCCAUUGGUUCCGAAUGUUGCAGACGCGCUCGGAAUCGAGCACGAACUCACGCUUCGGCUCCGUUGGGUCCUUGGCGAGUGCCUGGCCAUGGGCCGCGACCAUCGAGAGGGGUGGGAUAUGCUCGAGGAUACGUGGCGGCGGGCUAAGAGAGUCUUCGGACCUUCUCAUGAAAUCACUCGCGGUGUGGGAAGGUCGCUAUAUGAUGCGCUCCCGGUCCCGCGCUUCAAAAUUGGGGCACGUGUCGAAUGCCGCAUGGAUGGUGAGAAAUAUUACAAAGGAACUGUGCUGUGCCAUCAUUAUUGCGAGGAGAGCUGGGAGCACGGCGUCUUCGCGCCGUACCAGGUCGAGCUCGACGAUGGAUCUCUGAUCUACGUUAUUAAGGAUGAUGGUCGCAUCCGGGCGACCGCCUCGGACACGAGCGACGAGCCGGUCGCCGCGCCCAACACUCCGGACGGCGACGCGUAG